GGAGCAUGAUUUUAUCAAACACUGGGACCAUCCCACCAAUCCCGACGUCUGAUCCAACCAAUAAGCAGAUGGACCAGGGAGACAAUGCUGAAAUAGCACAGGAACACCCGCCUAGCGAUUCCAAAUCGACUACGAGCUACUGCAUGGACUUGAAGCCUAUUCCUCGCACAGACGAUGACGACUACGUCAGUCCUAGUUUUACUAGAAAGGAAUCUGAGGCUGUGUAUGUGAAUAAAGACAUGACAGAAGAAAAUGCAGUGCAAAACGAUCAAGACAAUGGUUAUGUAAGUCCAAGUUUUACUCGAAAGGAAUUUGAGACUGUCUUUGUGAAAACAGACAUGAAAGAAAAAAAUGCAGUGCAAAACGAUCCAGACAAUGAUUAUGUCAGUCCUUGUUUUACCCGAAAGAAGUUUGAGCCUGUGUAUGUUAAUUACAGAAUUCAAGGCGCUGCAAGUCGACCAACACCAUGAUUAUAUAAGUCUUAGUUUUACUCGAAAGGAGUUUGAGCCGUUGUAUGUUAAUUACAGAAUGAGGCCACUAAAAAGGAAUCAGAUGGUCCUCAUAAUAUUACUACCCUUUCCAGAGCACAAGAAGAUGAUGAUAAAACAACCACUACAUUCAUGGAAAUGAAAUCUAUUUCGCCUAUGCCGUCUAUGUUUCAUGGUCUUUUCCCAAUGAUAAAAAAGAGUGACACAAUGGGUAAAUCUAAAGUUGUGUAUGCUAACAAAUGAAUAAUGCAACAUGAGAAAUAAUUCAAAG
Messenger RNA from Strongylocentrotus purpuratus (purple sea urchin), 759 nucleotides. RefSeq lists its product as uncharacterized. The record is from RefSeq and is a predicted model, not a curated record. Bases 6 to 470 code for a protein of 154 amino acids. The transcript is spliced from 2 exons. Lineage: Eukaryota; Metazoa; Echinodermata; Echinoidea; Camarodonta; Strongylocentrotidae.